AUGUACGCCGCUCAGAAUAUAACGCCAACAGUUUUGGAUGCUAUGAAUGGAAAUGUUUCCGAAUGGUAUAACGAAUGCGACAAUGCCAUUAGAAGGUCAGAAAUAGUUCCUGGAACUUACGAAUAUACAACUGCUGUUUCUUAUGGAAACGUAGGUGAGUUUGGAGAAGGUUCUUCAACAACAGUAGAUAUUGCUUGCGACAGGUUUCAUAUUAUUUCUAUUGACAACUCUUUCUUAUACGUGGAACAAGACAUUGAAAUAAAACCUUCUGCCAAGUUGUCUGACAAGAAAGGUUGCAAUGGAAUUUUCUAUGUCGGAUACCAAUAUGCUCCAGAAGUUUUCAUGGGAUAUAAGAUAUAUUCUAACUCUGACUUAGUUCAAACAGUAACAUGGGCAAACUAUGAAUGGUUCGCUUUGAGAAACUCAGUACAACCACAAGCUAGAGAACAAACAGACCAGUAUGCAACUAUUGAGAAAAUAAGAAGACUUGACCCUAACGUUCCAGGAGUUUAUGUUGACCUUUCUGGACAAACUGCAGCAGCAGUAACCAAAGUAAAACUGAAACUUAGAGUUCCUUUGUCAUCUUUCCUCAUCUUCAGGUUUUUAAGAUACUUGCCAAACUGGGCAGGAAAAAUUUCUAUCGAACUUACUCCAAGCAAAAAUAACUUAGUCAUUGCACCAACACAAGACCCAUUCACUCUUACAGACGUAAAGGGAGCAAAUCAAACGUCAUUCGCCGACUUUUGCAAAGACAAAGUUGACUUAGACUUUGGUUUCUCAAACCUCAACACUGAAGUAAACUAUUAUUUCAAUGCUGCUGGAACUGCUUGGGACCCAGUUAAGUUCACAUGCGAAAAGUUUGAAUGCAAGAGAAUAGAAAGCAGACUUGCAGUCUAUAUGUUGGACCCAGAUAUUUCAAAUGCUUUAGCUGCCAAAUAUAUUGCAGUUCCACUUAU
This is a messenger RNA of Trichomonas vaginalis G3, 956 nucleotides long. RefSeq names its product protein of unknown function, DUF4106 family. The annotation marks the transcript as partial. The record is from RefSeq and is a predicted model, not a curated record. NCBI's taxonomy places the organism in Eukaryota, Parabasalia, Trichomonadida, Trichomonadidae. The transcript has a single exon.